GCAGAGACCCUCUUCUUUUUACCUUAGGUUUUUCCUUUUUCCACUCAUAAAAUUGGAACCCGAUCGAAAUUCCAAACUCCGUCGGCGUCGCCUGCAUUUUGUUGUUAGAGCUCAGAAAUCUCUCAAUCAAGUUCAUCGUUCCUUUUCGUAGAGAAUCACGGAAGAUGCAACGCCUUGCACGUGAGCAUGUACAGAAGGUCCUGCUGGAGCAGGAAAUGUUAAGCUUAGAGCUGGAGAGCAAGAAGAAGAAGCUUGAUUCUUGGGGCAGAGAACUGAAUGAACGUGAAGCCUUAACUGAGCGAGAAAAGCAAAAGCUUGAUGAGGAGAAGAAACAGAAUGAUGUGAGAAAUUCAGCACUUCAAAUGGCCUCUGUGGAACAAAGAAAAGCUGAUGUGAGUGUCUUGAGACUGGUUGAAGAACAAAAGAGGGAGAAGGAGGAGGCCUUGAAAAAGAUUCUUGAGCUAGAGAGGGACAUUGAUGCGAAGCAAAAACUGGAAAUGGAAAUAGCAGAACUUAAAGGAAAACUAGAGGUUAUGAAGCACCUUGGAGGCAAUGACGAUGCAGCUGUACAGAAUAAGAUUAAAGAGAUGAAUGAGGAGCUGAAAGAUAAAAUGGAGGAGAUGGAUGUAUGGAGUCUCUAAACCAGACUCUCCUGUUGAAAGAGCGCCAAAGUAAUGACGAGUUGCAAGAUGCACGGCGCACAUUGAAAGAGGUAUGAUAUCCGGUAUCAGUAAGAUUUUCAAUUACUUAAUGUAGUCAAAACCUUGUUGAAUCCAUACAAGCAUUUGAUGGUGAUGUAGUUAAACUUUCAACAAUGGGAAGAAAGUUUAAACUUUUUA
Messenger RNA from Solanum tuberosum (potato), 839 nucleotides. Its product is annotated as factor of DNA methylation 1-like. The transcript is spliced from 4 exons. The record is from RefSeq and is a predicted model, not a curated record. Bases 165 to 641 code for a protein of 158 amino acids. Lineage: Eukaryota; Viridiplantae; Streptophyta; Magnoliopsida; Solanales; Solanaceae. Gene Ontology annotation, biological process: gene silencing by siRNA-directed DNA methylation.